Molecule: messenger RNA, 587 nt
Organism: Paramecium pentaurelia
Lineage: Eukaryota; Ciliophora; Oligohymenophorea; Peniculida; Parameciidae
Source: the annotation of a GenBank genome assembly
UAUGGUAAGUAUUGCAUCAGGUAUUAUUAUUGAUACUUUUGGAUAAUUAAGAGAAGAUGAAAAUAGAAUGAAUAGUGAUAUAAAAGAUAAGUGUUUUAUUUGUGGUUAAGAGAAGUAAUUAAUAUAAUAUAUAAAUAAUUUAGUAUAAUUUUUGAAAGAAGUUCUGAUGGUUCAUCUGGUGGAUUUAAGAAUCAUAUAAGACAGAAUCAUUAUAUGUGGAAUUAUUUAUAUUGUAUAUAUAAAUUAAUAAAUUAUUAAUAGAUAUUGCAUAUUUAUAAUGGAAAGAUCCAUAAGACUAUUCAGGUAUAGAAUCAUAUGUGGAUAAAAAAAUAAAAGAUACUGAUUUGAGUUGGAUUCCUUUUGGAAGAGCAAGAGAAUUAUAAAAAGGAGAGGAUGAAUAAGAAAAAUAAGCUAAAUAGAUGGAAUAAUCCUCUAGUAAUAUUGUAUCAUUAUUGACAUAUUCAAAUGAUAUAAUUUAAGCACUAAAAGAAAAGAAAGAAAAAAGAAAACAACAUUUCACAUAAUAAACUCAACCAACACAAUUUAAGGAGUAAAUUGUAUCCCACUAAUCAAUGGCUUUAAUAUGA